UCGGCCACGCGCGUCACGAGCGACACCGGAAGUUGCCAGCCGAACAAUUGCCAUGAGCGCAUGCGAGUAACUUAGCGACAAAGAAGAAAAAAGCCACACAGGAGUUCCAUUAACGUCGACGCCCCGCGCCUCGGUGAAACAACGAAUGUUGCCGCCAUGGAAGGAGCUGUCAAACUCGUCACUCUGUCAGUCGUCUUCAUGGCGUCGCAGAUAAACUGCCAAGAAGCAAUUCUGGACAUUUCAAAUGGAAGUAUAAAUAGGGAGUACUGCAUCGUCCACAAUCACUCCUGGACCCCACUGUCACAAACACUCGAUGCUGCUACGCAGUAUCCAUUGGUGAAUAUGACCUCAACUGUGCUGUGUAACAGCUCAGGGGUUAGUCCAGACGUGGUAAAUGGCAAAGCACUGGUGGUGAUGAGGGGGGACUGUAGUUUCAGCCAUAAAGCUCUGGUUGCUCAGAGCCUCGGAGUCACAACUUUGCUAAUUGCCUCCAACACAUCAUUGACCACGCCGUCAGCCAAUGACUCAGAGUAUGCAAAGGUCCAUAUUCCUCUGGCUCUCAUGAGGUACAGGGAUUUCCUUGGAGCACAGCAGGUGAUGGGUAAAGAGAUGCUAGUGAAGCUGUAUGCUCCACCUCACUCAAAGAUUGAUCCAAGCUUAGCAGUCAUCCUACUGAUAUCAAUCGUCACGGUUGCCUUGGGCAGCUACUGGAGUGGGGCGUGUGAGAGAGAGCGGUUGAAUAGUGGUGCGACGGGGGGAGGAGGAGGGGGAGAAAACAAAGCAGACAGCGGAGAGCUUUCCCUGUACUCUCCUAUCAAAGUGGUUGCCUUUGUCGCCAUGAUGUGUGGGAUGCUGGUCCUCAUGUACUUCUUCUACAAUGUCCUUGUUUACAUCAUUAUUGCUAUAUUCUGCCUGGCGUCUGCCUCUGCACUGUUCAGCUGCCUUGACGCAGUGAUGGAAUUAAUUGGCUGUGGCACUGUGAGCUUUUCUGUCCGAAAUUGGAACUUCUCAGUGAGGUCCCUCAUACUGGCUGCUGUGUGUGUUAGCAUUGCCGUGGUCUGGGGAGUCUACAGAAAUGAAGACAGAUGGAUCUGGAUCUUGCAGGACCUGCUCGGCAUUGCUUUCUGCCUCAACUUCAUGAAGACAAUUUCUCUGUCCAAUUUCAAGAUCUGUGUGAUUCUGCUGAGCCUCCUGCUUGUGUAUGACGUGUUCUUCGUUUUCAUUACUCCUUUCUUCACCAAGAAUGGCGUUAGCAUUAUGGUGCAGGUUGCCCUGGGUCCAGAUGCAUCUGGGGAGAAGGCGCAAGGUAACAUGGUCGAAGUCCCCGCUGAACCCCAGGCUCCCUCUGAGAAACUGCCGGUGGUGAUGCGUGUCCCGCGGUUCUCAGCCUGGGCUCAGAACCUGUGUGGGAUGCAGUUCUCCAUCCUAGGUUACGGAGAUAUCAUUGUUCCAGGUCUCCUGGUGGCCUACUGCAGCCGGUUUGAUGUUUGGAUCAACAGUAGAAAGAAGAUCUACUUUGUCAGCUGCUGCAUCGCCUAUCUGCUCGGAAUGAUCCUGACAUUUGCCGUGAUGCUGCUGUCAGGGAUGGGCCAGCCUGCUCUACUCUACCUGGUGCCCUUCACCUUGAUCACAUCCGCUGUGGUCGCCUGGUGCCGGGGAGAGAUGAAACAGUUCUGGGCCGGAACAACUUAUGAGGUCUUGGACUCCUCCAGGGAACCGUUGUUGCAAGAGGGAAGAACUGACUGCUGCGUAGGAGAAAAAUGCUGACCUACAGUGUAGGUCAUGGACCCAACUACUGGAUGCUUUUUUAUAAAUAUAUAUCUCUAUAUUUUUUAAUAUUACAUUUGCAAAGUGAGGGAACCAAUGUUAUUGAUCAACACAUUCUCAACACUUUGUGGGUUAAUUUUGGCUGCUGUGAAUGGUCAGGAAAUUAAUAAAUACAUAAGUAAAACAGAUGUUAGUUGAUUGAGAGGCUUGAUUAGUGCCUGAAAUAUCCGCCAACUUCACGUUCAGAAAGCUGUUAUGACUUUGCCUUGAUGAUGAUGAUGAUGAUAAUGAUGAUGAUUGCACACAGCAAAAUGAGAAAGCACUUUAUAAAAUUUAGCUUGACAGUUCAUUGUGGACAGGGUGGGGAUUAGAGUUUAGGUUACUUGUAGCUACCAAAUGACUCAUUUUGAUAACCAUUGUGGGGUUUCUGUGUAACAUGUUUGUAUGAUGUGAUUUCUUGCAUUGGCUUAUAUAAUAAAUUAACAACUUCUACUUAA
Scophthalmus maximus (turbot) is the source of this 2264-nucleotide messenger RNA. RefSeq lists its product as uncharacterized. Lineage: Eukaryota; Metazoa; Chordata; Actinopteri; Pleuronectiformes; Scophthalmidae. The transcript has 17 exons. The record is from RefSeq and is a predicted model, not a curated record. Gene Ontology annotation, molecular function: aspartic endopeptidase activity, intramembrane cleaving. Gene Ontology annotation, biological process: membrane protein proteolysis. Bases 157 to 1767 code for a protein of 536 amino acids. Gene Ontology annotation, cellular component: lumenal side of endoplasmic reticulum membrane; lysosomal membrane; Golgi-associated vesicle membrane.